Phycodurus eques (leafy seadragon) is the source of this 6477-nucleotide messenger RNA. It is a transcript of the gene pdk4, whose product is annotated as pyruvate dehydrogenase kinase, isozyme 4. Lineage: Eukaryota; Metazoa; Chordata; Actinopteri; Syngnathiformes; Syngnathidae. Gene Ontology annotation, biological process: protein phosphorylation; regulation of glucose metabolic process. Gene Ontology annotation, molecular function: pyruvate dehydrogenase (acetyl-transferring) kinase activity. The record is from RefSeq and is a predicted model, not a curated record. The coding region runs from base 217 to 1452 and encodes 411 amino acids. The transcript is spliced from 11 exons. Gene Ontology annotation, cellular component: mitochondrion.
UACAGUACAAACGCAUCAUUUUUGGAAAGGUCAAAACAUGCGAGGCGGACAGCCUGCUGUGGAAAAACGAAUAUUUUGCACCCAUAACCUCCUGAUACGCAACGUUGACCAAGAGACUUCUUCCGUUGUGUGUAUGCUAGGCAAAAAGCUGGAGCGUGUUAAAGGGAGGAAGGAGACUUGUGCACGGACAGCGGGGCUCUUUUAAGGACAGCAACAAUGAAGUUCGCUCAGUUUCUGAUGAAAAAUAGCUCAGUGGCCGGAAUACCCAAGCAAGUGGAGAGGUUUUCCAAGUUCUCGCCGUCGCCUUUGUCGAUGAAGCAGUUCAUUGACUUCGGCUCUGCCAAUGCGUGUGAGAAGACUUCCUUUGUGUUCCUGAGGCAGGAGCUCCCUGUCAGGCUGGCUAACAUCAUGAAGGAAAUUGAUUUCCUCCCGGACAAGCUCCUCGGCACUCCUUCCCUGAAGCUCCUCACCAGUUGGUAUUCACAGAGUUUGUUGGAGCUUGUAGAGUUUUUAGAGAAAGAUCCAGACGAUAAGGACACCCUGACAAACUUCACGCAAACGCUGAUUAAAAUCCGCAAUCGGCACAACAACGUGGUGCCCACAAUGGCUCAGGGUGUGCUGGAGUUCAAGGAUGCCUUUGGCGUGGACCCCGUGACCAACCAGAACGUCCAGUACUUCCUGGACCGCUUCUACAUGAGCCGCAUCUCCACGCGCAUGCUCAUGAACCAGCACACGUUAAUCUUCGACGGCAGCGUGAACCCGGCACACCCCAAGCAUAUCGGCAGCAUUGAUCCCACCUGUGACGUUGUGGAGGUCGUAAAAGAUGCCUAUGAAACAUCAAAAAUGUUGUGUGAGCAGUAUUACCUGACCUCACCGGAUAUGGAAAUCACACAAGUAAACUCCAAAAGCCCAGACCAGCCCCUCCACAUUGUUUAUGUGCCAUCGCACCUUUACCAUAUGCUUUUCGAGCUCUUCAAGAAUGCAAUGCGAGCAACAGUUGAAACUCAUGAGACGAGCCCAUCGUUGCCUGCCAUCAAAGUGCGCGCCUCACUGGGCACUGAGGACCUGACCAUCAAGAUGUCUGACAGAGGAGGUGGAGUCCCUCUGAGGAAGAUCGAGCGGCUCUUCAGCUAUAUGUACUCCACAGCUCCCAGUCCUGUACAUAUCGACAACUCUCGUAACGCCCCCCUGGCUGGUUUCGGCUACGGCCUCCCCAUCUCCCGUCUCUAUGCCAAGUAUUUCCAAGGCGACCUGCAGCUCUACUCUAUGGAGGGCUACGGAACCUCAGCUGUCAUAUACUUAAAGGCCCUGUCCUCGGAGUCGGUGGAGAGGCUCCCCGUGUUCAACAAGUCAGCCCUGCGCCACUACCAGUCCAGCACAGAGGCCGACGACUGGUGCAUGCCCAGCAAGGAGCCAAAGAAGCUGGGCAGGAGCGAGAGGACUCACUCAUGAUAGACUGAAGGAGGUAGCGGAGAAAAUACAGUAGAUAGUAGUAUGAGCGAAAAGAUACAAGUUGCUGAGAAAUGCCUUUGGCCAGUUGCGAUCAGAAUAUAACUGAAUUUUAUUAUUUAUCUUGAGACCAUAACGCAGCAGAUUUGAUUGAAGCUUGCAUUUGCUCCUCUCCUUUUUCUUGUUACAAUAACACACGUACUCCAUCAAAUAAGCCGACGAGCUGCUUUAAAUUGACAAACAAUAGGUUUUGUUUUCAUACAAAUCAACAAUGUUUCAGAACGCUGUCUAUGGUAAAUGCAUUGUAUUGGGUCGCUAUUUUAAUUUGAAUCUUGCAUCAGGUGACUUUGUUGGAACUGUGAGCCCUCGGAAACAAGUUACAUAAACAAUACUAAAAUGUUAAAGGUGCUAUUUGUAAAAGCCAGUCACUUUUCUCUUCUUUAAGUAACCACUGUAGUUAACCAGAUUAUAAUUACAUGUUUUUUAUCGUGACAGUUCUAUAUUUCAGUGACUCGAUAUUGCAACAGACCUUGCCACAAAACCUGUGUUAAAGCAUAUACAGUAGAGUGUGACGGGACCAAUUACCUUGUUCUUUACAUUUGUCAUCUUUAAUAUACAGUAUCGUAUAUGUUAUGAUGGCUCACGUAUUAGCAGUAUGCACAUUUCCUGUAAAGCCUCUUAAAUGGGUGGCUUUACAUUCAAGCAAAAAGCAGAAUAGCGAACAUUAUUUAAAACAUUUACCAUAAAAAAAGCUAUUGUUAGACAUCACUUAUACAAUGUGCUUCACGUCACCUGAUCUUCCAAACCUUUUACAGUGACCUCCCUUUGAAGAGGUCGUACGAAUGUAAACACCGAAAAGCCUAAUCUAAGUAGACCGUUCCCCCAAAGUACAUUACAGUGGUUCUGUCCACUUGGUGUAGGCGAGCCAGAUACACAUAAUUUUGGGAAAUUACUGUUUAUCUGCUCAGUUACUCACCAGCUAGUCAUUGGGUCAUGUGUGCGUGAGCUAUUUUAACUGUGGCCCAACUGCCAGUAAUCAACAAUCUGAAAGGGAUCUACCUCUCUGGUAUUAUACAGGUAAUAUAUUUCUUUGAACAAAAAGUAUUGGAGAGCCUUUCAAGCCCAGUUAAGAGCAUAAUACUACUGGAAUCUUUCAAGGAUUUUUUUUAAAUCUAAACUCAGUUGUACCGUAUUUGAAGUAUUUUAACUUCUUCAGUAAAAUGUACUCGAAAUUUUAGAAUAUCAACCAAUGCAUACGAGGACCCAGCCAGCUGAAAUGUUUUUACCGCUUAAAAAGGAUAAAGAAUGAAUAUGCUGAUGAAUGUUAAUUUCCAUGAGGAAGAACUGCACGUUCGUGUUUGAAAGUAGGGCUGCUAUGUACAGUCUACAAAGUAAUUUGUUAGUACUGUUGCAAAUGAAAGUGGAUGAUUGUAUUACUUUGCUACUGUGAUUUUGAAUAACAAAUGGCCUUUAUACUACCUAACGUGCAAACAUGCUGAUUAAUAUAAUAUUAUUAUUAUUAUUAAAUAUAUUAUUUAUUCUAAUUAUUAUUAUUAUUAUUAUUAAAUAUGCACGCUGUCGUGAUAUAAUGGACAUUGCCUUUUAAUGUCUUUAAUUCAUCCCAUUAAGUGUAUCAAUGAGCCUUUUCACAAGAAUUUGGUAGGAUUUUGAACAAAAUGUUUUGUAGUAUUAUGGUACUCUAGUUCAUUUUUUUGUAAUGAAUUCAUGUAAAAAUCACCUAAUCUCUAUAACUAUUGGGCCAGUUUUUUGCACAUUUCGUGUCCGCAGUUUUUCUGCCUUGUAACUAAACACUUUUUCGUACAAAAUUCUUGUGAGGCCACACUGAUCCCAACAUAUACUGUACAUUAUUUUUACAAUAUUAUUGUAAGUCACUUAAAGUGUGUCUAUGUACUUUACAUUUCCUCCUAACUGAAGGUUUAACAUUUCGUAUGCUUCCAUUUCAAAUGUUGUAUUUUACCACUAACCACAAAAAAUGCAGGGGGAAAAAAAACUGCAAAAACAUCAUGUCACUGUUCAAAGGGUAGUUUUUUUCCCUCUCCUUUAGCAAUUUUCAUCCACAUACCGGUUUCAACAAGAUAAAAAACAAACAUUAAACUAAACGCUACGUGUCAUCGCAGUUGUCAGCACUUUGACUCCCUCCUGGCCCUGCCCGGCGUGUUUGUGGACUCAUGCAGCGUACACAGUCCAGUGCCUCUUUAUGUGGCAACCUGCCAGUUGGGAUUGAAAGCAGGCAGUUCUGUUUGACCCGUCAUGAGAUUGACCUCAUGGCCCAUCCUGGUUGGGAUCAUUUCAAGCACUAGAAAAAUGCAUUCAUGUUCUGGAUAGUAAAGCAGCAGUGUGCCAAAGUGCAGAAAUAGGUUAACUGUUGUUAGCUGCACCUAUGGGAUACUAUUUCACUCCAUAUGUGCCUCUUUACAUGGCAGCUGCUAUACAUACGCCAUAACAGUUGCGUUCACAAAUCGGUCCACCAGCCUCCAGCAACUAUUGCUUCAUAAUGUUAAUGUACAGUGAGUACGGAAAGUAUUCAGACCACCUUAAAUGUUUCGCUCUUUGUUAUAUUGCAGCCAUUUGCUGAAAUCAUUUAUUUUAUUUUUUCCUCAUUAAUGUACACACAUUGUUGAAAUCUUUGCAGAUUUAUUCAAAAAGAAAAACUGAAAUAUCACACAGCCAUAAGUAUUGAGACCAUUUGCUCAGUAUUUAGUAGAAGCACCCUUUUGAGCUAAUACAGCCACGAGUCUUUUUGGGAAUGAUGCAACACAGUUUUUCACACCUGGAUUUGGGGAUCAUCUGCCAUUCCUCCUUGCAGAUCCUCUCCAGUUCUGUCAGGUUGGAUGGUGGACGUUGGUGGGCAGCCAUUUUCAGGUGUCUCCAGAGAUGCUCAAUUGGGUUUGAGUCAGGGCUCUGGCUGGGCCAUUCAAAAACAGUCACGGAGUUGUUCUGAAGUCACUUCUUCGGUAUUUUAGCCGUGUGCUUAGGGCCAUUGUCUUUUUUGAAGGUGAACCUACGGCCCAGUCUGAGGUCCUGAGCACGCUGGAGAAGGUUUUCGUCCAGGAUAUCCCUGUACUUGGCCCCAUUCCUCUUUCCUUCGAUUGCGACCAAUCGUCCUGUCCCUGGAGCUGAAAAACACCCCCACAGCAUGAUGCUGCCACCGCCAUGCUUCACUGUUGGGACUGUGUUGGACAGGUGGUGAGCAGUGCCUGGUUUUCUCCACACAUCCCACUUACAAUUUCUAUCUUGGUCUCAUCAGACCAGAGAAUCUUAUUUCUCACCAUCUUGGAGUCCUUCAGGUGUUUUUUCUUAGCAAACUCCACGCGGGCUUUCAUCUGUGUUGCACUGAGGAGAGAGCUCUUCAGGCAGUUCCUUUGGCCUCAUGAUUCUCAUUUGCUCUGACAUGCACUGUGAGCUGUAAGGUCUUCUAUAGACAGGGGUGGGUCUUUCCUAAUCAAGUCCAAUCAGUCUAAUCAAACACAGCUGCACUCCAAUUAAGGUUUAGAACCAUCUCAAGGAUGAUCAGAAGAAAUGGACAGCACCCGAGUUAAAUAUAUGAGUGUCAAAGCAAAGGGUCUGAAUAUUUAUGGCUGUGUGCUAUGAAGUUUUUCUUUUUGAAUAAAUCUGCAAAAAGUUCAACAAUUCCGUUUUUUUUUUUCUGUCAAUAUGGGUUGCUGUGUGUACAUUAAUGAGGGGGGAAAAUUAACUUAAAUUAUUUUAGCAAAUGGCUGCAAUAUAACAAAGAGUGACAAAUUUCAGGGGGUCUGAAUACUUUACGUACACAGUGUAAAUGUUCAGUAUCCCAAAGCCAACAAAAGUUAAACAGGUGCUAUACUAGCUAUACUUUAUCCUCUGCAAAGAACAACGAAUAUUACUGCGAGUUACUAAGGAGCUGAGACAGGCUCCUUGUAUCUUUGUGUGUCGGUAUGAGACUGUUCCCAGGAGGCCGAAGUGCGCACACCAGAAGGAGCAGCACAACGUCCGUUGAAUUGAAACAAAAGAAAUGUUAUUUCUUUACACGCGAUGUAAUUGUCAUUAGUGUAUGCUUUUUAUAAAGUACAAUAUUGUAGUAUUUUUCUUAUUGAAAAACCCCAUUACAAACAUGAUUGUUUUGUUUUUUUGAGGGGGAGGCUGGACUGGAUGAAUCGCAUUUCCAUUCAUUUCAAUGGAGCAAGAUCAUUUGAGAUGGUGUUUUCUUAUCCGUUAAAAUUGGGGUCCGUUAAAAUGAGGUUCCAUUGUAUAGCAAAACUAGUUAAUACUAUUAACUCUUAAAAUGGAAACGCUCUCUGUGGUGGAAGGGGCAAAUGUAUUGAUCUGACCCCAGAGAACUUUGUACACAUGUCAAAAUGACCUAAACUGUCUGGAAAAGAAAAGAAGAGGGGGGAAAUUUGGAGAAAGAAAGGGGCAAAGAUGCAGUAAUGAAACGAAGCGUCGGUUGUACUGCAUCAGAUAUUCGACACUGUGUACUGUUAAGUUGAAGACUCGAUUCUGAGUGAUCAGCCUCAAUUUUCACAAAAAAAAACAAAACAAGUUUUGUAUUUCAUGGCGGAGCCAAUAAAAAUUAUGGAUCAUUUGUAGAGAUUAAACAUUCUUAGUAGGUGUCUACAUUGGCCUAACCUACACUUACUGUUGUAAACUUUACAUCAGUGUUAAAGUACACACUUUUAAAAAGGCAUCAUAAUUUAGCAUUGCCACAUGCCAUAUUAAACUGCAGUUGAUGCUUCUUGGCAUUUGCCACUUAACAUUUCAAUAUAAUGACAAUAAUGUUGUAUCUAAUAUACUGUAAAUAUCAGGGAAAAAUAGAUGGUAUAUAAUUACAUACAACAUGUAUCAAUAAGACUUUUCAACAGUUUUCUAGGAAUCAUCAUUUUUAUAUAAUAUCUGAAACAGUCCUCAGAUGUACUUUUGAGAUAUUUAACCUUUGGGCAUCAACAUUGUAUAACAUAAUUUAUUGCCAUUAUUAUUUAUUCAUUUAUUUAAAGGAUUUGUAUUUUGUGGUAAGGGUAUUUGUAUUGUAUU